Messenger RNA from Babesia bigemina, 342 nucleotides. RefSeq lists its product as hypothetical. NCBI's taxonomy places the organism in Eukaryota, Apicomplexa, Aconoidasida, Piroplasmida, Babesiidae. Bases 1 to 342 code for a protein of 113 amino acids. The transcript has a single exon. The record is from RefSeq and is a predicted model, not a curated record.
AUGCUGCCCAACGUGCUGACCAAAGUGGUGACCAACGUGAUGACCAAUGUGCUGACCAAAGUGGUGACCAAUGUGCUGACCAAAGUGGUGACCAACGUGUUGACCAAUGUGGUGACCAAUGUGCUGACCAAGGUGCUGACCAAUGUGCUUACCAAAGUGCUGACCAAAGUGCUGACCAAUGCCAUGACCAACGUGGUGACCAAUGUGGUGACCAAUGUGCUGCCCAAAGUGCUGACCAAGGUGGUGACCAAUGCCAUGACCAACGUGCUGACCAACGUGGUGACCAACGUGGUGACCAAGUUGAUAAUUACGGCAGCGAUGACUUGGUUACGGCAGCGAUGA